This is a messenger RNA of Aspergillus pseudoviridinutans, 867 nucleotides long. RefSeq lists its product as uncharacterized. Bases 1 to 867 code for a protein of 288 amino acids. The record is from RefSeq and is a predicted model, not a curated record. The transcript has a single exon. NCBI's taxonomy places the organism in Eukaryota, Fungi, Ascomycota, Eurotiomycetes, Eurotiales, Aspergillaceae.
AUGGUGUUUCACUAUACUUCAGCUAGGAGCAGCUUCUCUAAAGCUAUCCGCCUGAAGAAUCCUCCCAUGCUCCCACGCUCUUCGCUCGGGACCCUGCCCGGUCGCGCGGAGAGCAUCUUCAGACCAGCUUCAAGACAAGUUAUGAGGAGGCUCUCAACCAUGGAGAAGCUAAAAAUGGCUGCACUGAUACGGAAGCGAAAUGACCCAUCUCCACGUACUCCCCACUUCACCAGGAAUUCCAACUUCGCCGACUGCGUUAAACUGGACCUGGACGAAGACGGCCAUCGUACAUGGGGGUACGUGAUGUACCGCUGCACGUACAAAAGCGACUCUGAUUGGAAUGAGUUUAUGAGACGCCUCCGUAUCCACACCGAGAAAACUAUGGAAUUUUACAAGGGUCUAGACAUGAUGGACUGUCUUGCCCUUACCGUCUUCGACGACCAAACCACCUUUGAUGGCGCAACCACCUCCUUUGUGCGUGAGCACUUCAAGAAAUGGGCUGCUACAGCGCCUCAGGAAGAGCAAGGCACCGGUCCGGGCAACGCCCAGCGCUACCGGUACUGUAUCCAGGUCACUGACGAGAGUUUGGAUUCCAUUAUUCGGAAAGCGCCGCCACCAGACGAGCAUACGAUCAACAAAGACGGAUUUGUCAACAUCAUCGAUGCGAGCUGGGAGCCUUAUUCGCAGUGGGACGGGGAUGAAAGGUUUGAAGACGACGAGGAGCCACUUGAAGGCUGUACUCUGCUGGAUGUGGGCUGGAUGAGAGUUUGUUAUGAUGGAGUCAUGACAGGUUCUUAUUAUUAUUUACGGAAUAGUAGCGCCUGGGAUCACGAAUAUCGUCGACCAUCAGAAAUCGUGCAGCAAUGA